UUUUAAUAGUUCGUCGAUGCUUUCCCCUUCGCGGUCCUGCAUUCCAAACGGGGUUGCUACGUUCGUCCAUCUUUUCGCUUCUGUCGUUUCUUCCAGUUUGUGUUAAUGUGAUUGAGGCAGGACGCUUUCAAGUUCGGUUGUGCGUGAGGCGGUGUGUGUAUGUGUGAAUUGAGGGAAGGAAGGGCUUACUAAUGGCUAGAUCCGUCCAAAAAGUCUUGGCAACGUUUUUACUGGUGCUAGUAACGGUUUUGGUUGUUGUGGUAUCGGUGUUGUACGUAGCUCUUCUUGAUAAAAGAGUCGGAUUUCAUUAAAAUAAGUGCCCAAAUGAAAUGAAAAAUUUUAUAAUCGCUGUUUCAUACGAAAGAGUGCCCGAUAAGUGUGAAUGGUGACAUACAAAAUGAAAUUGGUUCGAUUCUGAAAAUUUUAUGAUUUUUUAUAAGUGAAUGACUAGUGUAUUGUGCAAGUGUAUGUGUAAGAUGGUUUCUUAUUAAAGAUUUAUUUCGAUGAACAUUUUCGGUUGUAGAGUCAUUUGGCAAUUUUUAUGCUUUUAUUUAAAUAUGUAUACUAUACUUACUUUGUAAAAUCUAAUGAAAUUGAGAGCAGCCUGCCAAUUAAAAGAAGCUCAAACUAAACGAUUUGGCGAAAUUGCAUCCUUCUAUGAAAUGAUAAAUGCACUAUGAACCGGUAUAUAACAUUGACACAACUGGGAGAUGGCACUUACGGCACAGUUGUAUUGGGUCAAAGGAAGGACACCGGUGAAAAAGUAGCCAUCAAACGAAUGAAACGGAAGUACUAUUCUUGGGAGGAGGCUAUGAAUUUAAGAGAGGUUAAGUCAUUGAAAAAGUUGUCACAUCCGAAUAUAGUCAAACUAAAAGAAGUCAUCCGAGAAAACGACACUUUGUACUUCGUUUUUGAGUAUAUGAAAGAAAACCUAUACCAAAUGAUAAAGGAUCGCGAGACGCACUUGCCUGAACCGACGCUUAAAAGUAUUUUAUUUCAGGUCUUAACUGGACUGGCCUUUAUGCACCGACAUGGUUUUUUCCACCGUGAUCUUAAGCCAGAAAAUUUAUUGUGUUCCGGCCCAGAAUUAAUAAAAAUUGCUGAUUUCGGACUUGCGAGAGAGAUUCGGUCGAGACCGCCCUUUACUGAUUAUGUGUCAACAAGAUGGUAUCGGGCUCCAGAAGUGUUAUUGCAUUCAACUAAUUAUGGCAGUUCCAUUGACAUGUGGGCUAUGGGUUGUAUCAUGGCUGAGCUGUAUACGUUUCGUCCGUUAUUUCCAGGAAGCAGCGAAGUGGAUCAACUUUAUAAAAUAUGUUCCGUUUUAGGAACUCCGGACAAGAACGAUUGGCCUGAUGGAUAUCGACUCGCCGCAGCCAUACAUUUUCGGUACCCGGAUUGUGUAAGGGUGCCAUUAAAUUCUAUUGUCACUCGUUGCAGUCAAGCUGGAUUAGAUUUGUUGGAGGACUUGCUGCUGUACGAUGCCGACAAAAGGCCAACAGCCCCGCAAAGCCUAAAAUAUCCUUACUUUAAUGCUCUAAAACGCAUAUCGCCUGCGGCUGCUACAAAGGCCAAUAUGAAAUUAACCUCAAAGUACGGCGCUAAUUCAGGCCUCACGCAACAACUGUCGAACAAUGUGCUUCCGGUGCAAGAAAAACUUCAGACCUUAACGGAUAUGAUACAUCGAAGCAAUAACAACCACAACAAUAAUAACAAUAAAAAUGUCACAAACAACAAUCUCAACAGGAGCGACUUUGCGGAUGCCAACGCACUAAACAAUUCAAAGAAUGGCCAUAUCGUCGUUCACCAAGCCAAAAAUGUCAGCCAUGUUCAAAUUCCAAAGGUAAGCUUUCUUGCAGUGAACACAAACGAUCUGAUGAAUGCACCAAUGCCAGUGCGAAUGAGCACUAAGCAAACCAAACCAUUGGACGACGGAUCUUCGGUGAAAAGUGAAACGAUUCGCUACAACACCAUCCUGGCCCCAGCUAGCAACAUUUACCUCAGCACUGGAAACCUCAAUCAGAAUGCGGACAAUUUGGCCCGUACAGAAUCAAUAAACGACAUAUUCUUGAAUCGUAAUAUAUCGCAUCUGUUCGGCAUUAGUCAACAACCUGUGCCUCCUUCCGCACAGCAACACCAUCCAAAUGUGUCAUUUCACAGUGGCAAACAGAUAGCAGGUGGCACAAAUCGCGGCAGCAAUACCAUCUACAUGAAUGGCUUGCGAAACUAUGCGAUGUAUGACACUGCUGCAAAAAAUGCCAAAAAUUCUGCCAAAAUUGGGGGCUACUAUGUAUACACCAGACCCUCACAGGACCCCAUUCCAAGUGAUCCUAGUAAAGUCUACAAUAUGUUCUCAAAAGUGAACUUGGCCAAACAGCAAAACGGACCCUCCGAUAUAAUUCUGUGCAAUUCAUAUGAAAAGGUCAAUUUGAUGGGCAGCAAAGUAUAUGCGAGUAAAGACGUCUACUCGGCCCGUUCGAGAGUUGGGCGUGCCGAUGGCAGCAAUUAUAUUUCCGACAGAGAUCUUAUCCUCCAAAGUAAACAGAAUGAUUUGGAUAGUCAGGAGAAAGGCUUCGACAGAGACGAUGAACUCGAUACCAUAUUGGGAAAGAAACUGAAGAGCUCUGCGAAAAGACAAAGAAAUUCAAAGUCGAACAUACAACUUGAAGAUUUAUUUGGACAUCUAUCCAUGGAUUCGGAUCUUAGCGAUGGAAAAUUUCCAGAUCACAACUACACCGACCGCACCUCAGAUGCUUUGACUAUGGGAAAGCAUUCAAACCUUCUGAGCAGUAUAGAAGCAAAUAACGGCAGUCGCACGGAUUCAUUUACUACAAACCCUGGCUUUUCACCCAAUCAUCACCCUAAUGACAAGGGCACGCAUGACGAAGAUGACUGCCAAUUCUGGCCCAUAAGGGUCAAAGUGCAAACGGAUCCGAAUACAUCAUUUCCUUGGGACGAAACAAAUAAAACCGAAGACGAAAAGUUGAACGCAUGGAUGGUGUCUGACAAUGUAAAGAUGAAGUAUACCAACAACAUUUAGGACUUUGUUGCCGUUUGCAGAAGAUGUGUUAUCUCGGCAAUUGGACCGCUCUAAAGUUCAUGGACAUCAUAUCCGUACCUGAAAAGGCUACUCGGCAUUGAAACAUGCGAAACACCUUAAAUGGCGAAGUAAUGAAAAAAUCCCUAUCUCAUCUUGGUGGAGAUGCAGAUAUUGACUACAAAAUAGUUCUAAAUAGAUUUAAUUAUUAGUGGAUAAGUUUCGCUGUGAUACCAUUAAGUUAACCCUGGGAGAGAUCUGUAAAAAAUUGUUGUGUUAGAAGGAAGCGAGAUGAAGGAAAGAUUAAAAAAAAAUGCAACAAAAAUUACUUAUUUGUGUAGUAUGUGUGGAAUGUAAAUAAAGAUUUUAUUGUUAAAGUUCAAA
Messenger RNA from Stomoxys calcitrans (stable fly), 3418 nucleotides. RefSeq lists its product as uncharacterized. The coding region runs from base 677 to 3037 and encodes 786 amino acids. Gene Ontology annotation, cellular component: nucleus; cilium; cytoplasm. Gene Ontology annotation, biological process: cilium assembly; intraciliary transport; protein phosphorylation. The transcript has 10 exons. Gene Ontology annotation, molecular function: protein serine/threonine kinase activity; ATP binding. Lineage: Eukaryota; Metazoa; Arthropoda; Insecta; Diptera; Muscidae. The record is from RefSeq and is a predicted model, not a curated record.